AUGGCUAAGCGCACUCUCGACUCUGAUUCCACGGCGGAACGUCGAGUUAAGCCUACUCUUAUUGAGAAGAGGCCAUUAAAUAUCACCAACUUGAAUGAUGGCGAUGUGGUGCACCAGACGUGUCUCGUUAUCCAUGGCGAAUGCCAGGACUUUGAUCAUUCAGAAGAAACGAACUAUGUCUCAGUUUCUACGUCCGAAAUGCUCACUCGGUCGCAUUCAACUCAACACUGGCCAUUGAACAAAGGCCAAUGGAGUGCACUCGUGAUGCUAUCUCCGGGAUUGAAUAAGCUGGCUUUCAAGCUUCAUCAUGUCGGAGGAGUUUCAGACUCUCUAGAAAUCGCUGUGAACUAUCUGCCUUUGUUGCAACUACCGCCUCUACAUCUCGCCAUUCUCGUUGCAAAGGACUCACCUUUGCUUAUCGACUGCCCGCCAACCAAGUUUGGCAGCAUAUCCACUGCGCAUAGCAGCAUUGAUUCCGCAGUUUCCAAGCUUCGCAUGUCCGCAUACAUGUGGCAAGCUCUCACUGCCGAAGACUUCCGCCAAAAAGGACUGGGGAGACGCUCGUUCCGAUUGGAAGAAGAAUGGGCCCCUAAUACAACCAUACACAAGAACCAUCAAUACGUUCCCGGUGACAACAUUCAGAUGGGUUGCAUGGCAAAGGUUCAUAUCAUUCGGUCGCAGAGGACCGUCGCGGAACUGAGGGAUGCCAACGUUGCUCAGCAAAAUUCGCGAGGUCGGGACCGAGAUGCCUUGCACCGUUAUUUUGAGCAGGAUUUGAUUAGUUCUGGUGCUCCCUUUGAGCCGAAAAAUCGGCCAGUUGUUGCUGGUUUGAUUUUGGAUUCGCAUUACUCCUCUCAGCAGUCCCUGAUCACGGCACACGCAGCCUUGGGCUGCCACAAGCCCGAUGGUGUCUCCUUGGGAAUAUUCGGGAGUCAUCUUACCUACUCUUGGCCUCGCUUCCUCGAGGAGAUCCCUUCGUGCCUCACGGACUUGACUCCCCCCGGUGACACUGUUGGUAAUGACAACGGCGAAUGCGACACCAUGCGUGGUGCAUGCUUCGUCGGCCAAGGCGCCUUCCUGCAUGAAGUAGGCCACGCCUUUGGCGCAGGUCAUACUACCGGAAUUAUGGCGAGAGGUUACAGCAAGAGCUGGGCUAUGAACUUUAUUCAGCACAAGAAUCACGACUCACUGAAGAAUGACGCGAAAUGGGACUUGCAAGACACGCUGCAGUUUAAAUUAUUGCCGCAUUUCGCCCUCCCCGGUGAUGAGCUCGUCACAGAGAAGUUCCAGAGGGCCAGUGUGAAGGUUGAGGUUUCCCUGGAAGGAGAUGACCCGAUGGAGUCUGAAGGUAAGACCGAGGGUCUGAAGAUCUCGUGUUCUGCAGGACUUGCGCAAGUGAAGAUUCAGAGCGGCAAGGAUAACCCUGUUGUCCAUGAUCUUAUGGACGACGCCAAACCUGCUUGUACCCUGUUCCAGGUUGUCGAAAUGCGCGAGAAAUACGACCAGACUCAACCACUGAAGAUCACUGCUCUUGGAUUGAAUGGCAAGAUCCGUGUCGUCAAUGAUUUCUGGGCCAUGUGCAAGGAUCUUCCUUUCAUCCUUAUCCCGGACAGCGACGUGGUUCUUCAGAAACAAUCUGUUCGAUCCUAUAACCUCGAGUCCGCCGAGGACGAUGACAACUUCCUGAAAUGGGCCAUGCUUCUUCGCCAACGUGGCAAGGAUGGUCAACUGCAUCGCGCUACCAGCAUUGAUCUCCGAGUCGGAUGCACCAUGGACGGAGCAGUUGUCCACUACGCUGACGGUCAGCACGCCAAUUGUGGACCUGCACGGAGGGCAAACGGCCAGCUGCACCGCUUUGGUGGACACGCGUCAAAGUCAAAUGAACUUCCUGCCGACGAACACAUUACCCGGGUCAAGAUUUGCAAGCAAGAUGAUGGAUGGGGAAGUCUGUCGGGAAUUCAGAUGACCCUGAGCAAUGGAACUACUUGGGGCCAUCUCAACUUUAGUGGCAAUGAGGAUGAUGAUUCGGACGAUGGCAGCGACAGCGACGAGAACUCUGACUAUGAAGAUGACCAGAAGAAGGAGUCUGUUGUUGUGACCCUGGAACCAGGAGAAGACGAGGUCAUCGUUGGAUUCUUCGGAAAGAGCGUCAAGGGAUCCGGGUAUACGUAUGAGUUCGGUAUCUUGACGGCUCCGAAGGGAGUGGAACUGCCGGAGAAGGUUUAUGAUAUAGCGGAACUGAGGAAUGAUUGA
Molecule: messenger RNA, 2253 nt
Organism: Penicillium cataractarum
Lineage: Eukaryota; Fungi; Ascomycota; Eurotiomycetes; Eurotiales; Aspergillaceae
Exons: 1
Coding region: 1-2253 (750 amino acids)
Cellular component (GO): cytoplasm
Source: RefSeq, a predicted model, not a curated record